Mucor velutinosus is the source of this 2100-nucleotide messenger RNA. RefSeq lists its product as uncharacterized. The record is from RefSeq and is a predicted model, not a curated record. Bases 1 to 2100 code for a protein of 699 amino acids. The transcript has 9 exons. Lineage: Eukaryota; Fungi; Mucoromycota; Mucoromycetes; Mucorales; Mucoraceae. Gene Ontology annotation, cellular component: cytoplasm.
AUGACUGAUAGUCAUCAACCGACCCUCAACCAAGUGCUGUCCGAAACAAACUCACAGACUUCUCUGGAUCAGAACAAAGACCAACAGAUUGCAGCCAUUCUAGUUGUAGGUUUUCAUCACGCUUUCGGCCCCAUUGUAGAGUUUUGCGUACCUCCUUUACCUUAUCACGAACAAGGAAAGACACAACAAACGUUAGAAAAGCUGGAGCUGCCAGAGGAAUGGAGUUUCUUGCCGUUUCUAGCGCUUCCAGAUGGUGCGCAUCAAAAAGACGAGGAUUUUGCUUAUUUCCAUUUGCCACCUGUGCCAGGAUGGUCAGUGGCAGAAACAACACUGUUUGGCAUUUCCUGUAAUAGACAAAUUGCAUCCAAAGAUUUGCUUGUCAAGACACCAGACAUCACUCGAUCCAUUGUGCAAAAAGCAGUUGUCGUACUAGCUAGACAACCAAUAUUUGGACCUUUACGACAGAAAUUGGCAGUGAUCACUGCUGCGUGGUUUAAUCAGCGAGAUUUCACAAAACUCGACAUCCUACAUAAUCUAUACAACAACCUGAAUGGCACCUUCCAUGGUCCCAUUGAUGACUCUACUUUGUAUAUGGGCACCUCGCUCAGGGAGCUAGUGUACAAGUUCAAAUCAAAGACGCUCAUGUUGCUGAAGCUAUUACUGCUUGAAAAACGAGUGUUAUUUUACGGCUAUCCAGUAGAAACCCUAUGCACAUUUCAAUACUCGCUGAUUUCGCUGAUACCAGGAUUGUUGCGCAAUUUACAAGAUUCAGGCGCACCAGAAUUAGACACAUCCGACGAAAACAUGGCAACCACAGAGGCAAAAGUGCUAGCGGAUGGAAGCAAAGAGAGCCUAUUAAAGUACAUGGGCCUGCCAUUGCACAUUUUUGAAAAGGGGUCCUUCUUUCAGCCUUAUCUGCCACUGCAACAAAUUGAAAUGCUCUCAUCUGAACAAACAAAAUCAUACGUCGUAGGCACAACAAAUCAAAUAUUCUUUCACCAUAAAAGCGAUGCCAAAAUCGAUGUGCUCGUCAACUUGGACAAUGGUGCUUUGGAAUUCUAUAAUCAGCAGUUGGUGAGUCUUGUCAGUCCCACCAUUGCAGAUCGCCGAUGGAUGGAGAACAUUGUAAAGGUGGUGAAUGACACUUGGAAUCAAAACGAUCCGAGUAGACCGUUACAAAACACAUACCUUGGAUCUGACGAUUAUCUAAGAGCUAGAUUUGAAGAGUAUAUACUCUCCUUACUCUCCAGUGUAAAGCACGCUCAGGCACAUAACUUACUGGACAAUGUGUACGAAACGAUGGAGAAUGGAGCCAUCAGCAGCGAAGAAGUGAUGACGGACGAGAGCGAGGAACACAAUUACUUGUCAGAUUAUGGCAUGAAAUGGUUGAUGGCUUGGGGAGAGACCAACAAUUUUAAAAAGUGGAACCAAUACACAGAUCAUGAAAUAUACGAAAUUGUGGAACCAGGGCAUCCAGGCAUGGGCAACAUUUCCAUGGCAGAUAUUCAAAACACACUCUCAAAUCGACUUCGAGAUUUACAAUUGAAGCAAAAUUUGGCACCCAUUCGAAAUACGUUAUCAAGAGCCAUGUCAGGUGGAGCCAAAGCCAUGUUCAGUGGUAGAUCCAAACUGAAUGCCAUAUGGACCGAGUUUGAGCGUGGCGCAAAUGAAGAAAGCCAUGCCAAGGGUUCACCCAAGUCAGCGUCUCGAGGUAGUUUCCAAUCAGAUGAAAAAUCGGCUUCAGCGUCGCCACAGCAGCCACAGACAGACACCUCUUCAUCACUAGAAUCAACUUCUCAACAAGCAGGCAGAUUGUUUUCCAACUUUUCUUCCUUUCUCAGCAGAAAGACAAAAGAAUUCUCUCAGGCCAUGGAGGAAUCUGUGUCAGAGAAUAGCUCGCCUUCAAGCAGCAGACGGACAUCUACCGGUAACAAACGACAGUCUACCACCGGGAAUCCUGCGCCUCAUACAGAUGCCCUCGUAUCCGAUGAUGAUGAUGCAGGAUCCGCUGCAUUUGUGGAUGUUGGACAAAUGUAUCCAUUUACAACAGCAAAGAGCCAUGUCAAGAAGAAUGACGAAGAUAAAAUACUCGACGUGUAA